Messenger RNA from Paramecium tetraurelia, 954 nucleotides. RefSeq lists its product as uncharacterized. The transcript has 4 exons. The record is from RefSeq and is a predicted model, not a curated record. NCBI's taxonomy places the organism in Eukaryota, Ciliophora, Oligohymenophorea, Peniculida, Parameciidae.
AUGAUUCAUCCUCACUAUUCAUUUCCCGUUGAUUAUCAACCCGCUUAUUAAUUCGAAAAUGAAAAUAUGCCAAAAAAUCAAAUGAUAGAAUAUGCCAUGCAUUAAAAUGCCAAUGAUUUUCCCUUAUACCACCAAUUCUAAUACCCUCAAUAACUGGUCAACUACGAUAUUGUUGCUGAUCAGAAAACACAAAGCAAGACCAAGAAAUCCAAAAAGCACAAAAAGGAUGACAAAAAAGAAUUGCUUCCUAAAACUAAAGCAUUGCAAGAAGAACCUUAAAAGGAGGAAUUUUUGAAAACAGUAGUUUAGCCACAAUAUCCACUUGUACAUUUUACUUAGAGUACCUUAUUACCUAAAUUACAAUCAGAUAUUGUAACAGAUGGCUCACCUCUUGGUUCAAAACAGACUGUAAAAUCCAGCAAACACCAUCAAAUCAAAAAGCCCAAAAAAGAGCACAUUAAUACAGGACAUUGGUCAGCAAUUGAACAUACUACAUAUGUGAAUUUCCUAUCACAAUACGAAAACAUAAUGAAUUCUUCAAUGAUGAAGAAAACAUCAAAAAUAUUUAAACAGAUGAGUGAACUGAUUGGUACACGCACUCCUAGUCAAUGUAGAAGCCAUCAUCAGAAAUUCAACCCCUAUGCUCAUAGGGGAGAAAAUGGUAAAAGGUUACCAAGAAAUGAGAGAAGUAGAGCCGGACGCAAAAAGAAGAAUCAAUUGACAGAUAUCACCAAAGAUGAAUAAAUAAUUGAGUAGGAUCCUUUUUAUAUGAUGCUUGAUAAAUAAUUUUACUAUCAUCCUUAUAUGGUUAAUGGAAUUGAGUAUUAACAAUUCUUCUAUGAUGUGAACCUCAAAAGAGAGGAUAUGCCUGAAUAUGCCCAUCAUGCUUAACCUUAAGACUACGAAGAUUAUCUAAAAAUCAGACCAGAUUAUAAUAAUUAGUUAGAUUAUUGA